This is a messenger RNA of Entamoeba dispar SAW760, 600 nucleotides long. Its product is annotated as splicing factor, arginine/serine-rich, putative. Gene Ontology annotation, molecular function: RNA binding. Lineage: Eukaryota; Evosea; Mastigamoebida; Endamoebidae. The record is from RefSeq and is a predicted model, not a curated record. The transcript is spliced from 2 exons. Bases 1 to 600 code for a protein of 199 amino acids.
AUGAAUCGAUUAGAAGUGUAUGUUGGUAAUUUGAGUUUAAGUACUGACAAAGAUAAAUUAAAAGAAGCAUUUGUAUCAGUUGGAGAAAUAAAGAAUUCUCGUGUUGCAACUCAUAAAGAUGGGGCUUCAAAAGGUUUUGGAUUUGUCACUUUUAAUGAUGAAGAAACUGCUGAAAAAGCAGUAAAUGAAAUGAAUGGCAAAGAAAUAGAUGGAUCAAUUGUUGUAGUCCAAAUAUCACGUCCACAAGAUAGAAAACGAAGAGACCAUUAUCGUAGCAGUUACAGACAUUCAUAUCAUGGAAGAAGUUAUGAUAGGUCAAGAAGUCAUUCUUCUAGAAGAAGGUCAAGAAGUAGGUCUAGUAGAAGAAGAUAUCGAUCAAGAAGUAAUAGAAGACAUAAUAGGUCAAGAAGUAGAUCUAGUAGAAGAAGGUAUAGUAGGUCAAGAAGUGUAUCACCUUAUUCAAAGUCAAGAAGAGACAAAAGUUCUAGAAGUCGCUCAGGUAGUAGCUCACCAAAAAGGAGUGAACGAAAAAGUUUUAGGGUAAAUGACUCUUCCCUUCCAUCAAAAAAUGAAAUUCCAAAAGGGUCUGAUGAUAAAUAA